UAAAAACUCCUCCGCCUCUCAUUUGCAGUAUUUUCACUUUUUAACCUUCUUGUCUUCGUGUCUGUCCUCAAGUUAGCAAUAUGAAAUUGUGCUUAAUUUUUAUCUCAUAUCUGAUUUAUGUGGUUGUGAAUGGUGUGUUUAGUGUUGAUGCAGUUGAAGUGAAGUCAGUGUCAGUGAAGAGUGGAGAUUCUGUUACUCUAGACACUGAUACGGUUAGAGAGAAAUAUGAUCUGAUCGUGUGGAGUUAUGGACCUGAAAACACACUUGUUGCAAGAAUAAACGGGGAAGCCAAUAGGAUCAUGUUAUCUCAGGAUGAGAGAUUCAGAGACAGAGUGAUGAUGAACGAUCAGACUGGAGAUCUCACCAUCACACACAUCACAUCUCAACACUCUGGACUUUAUACACUGAAGAUCAGAAGCAACAUUAAAUUCUCAGACAGUAUCUUUAAUCUUAUUGUCAGUGAUCAUCAGACUUUUCUUGCCAAGAAUCCCAUAAUAAAACACAGUCAAGAUUCAGAGUUUCCUGUCCGGCGGGUCAGUGAAAUUGGAGGUGUCAUUACGUACUGUGUGAUCUGCAUCAUCCUCUUCAUCAUCGUGUGCAGAAGAGCUAAAGGCAGGUUUGGAAUUCAGUGGGGACUAUGCUUGUCCCGGAUCACUCAUAGGCCUCAAGGGACCCCUCAUAUGGUCUAAUAUAUCUCAUGGUAUCACAUUGCAAUAAUACCAUUAUUAUAGAGCUGUACUCAGUAAUCACUGUAAAGUUAAUUUAUAAAUCCUAUAUAUAUGUGUACAUAGUAUGUAGAUAUGUAUAUGUGUCUGCAUUUGAUUUCUUUGUUUUUUCCUCUUUUUGUGUUGCA
Triplophysa dalaica is the source of this 853-nucleotide messenger RNA. RefSeq lists its product as uncharacterized. NCBI's taxonomy places the organism in Eukaryota, Metazoa, Chordata, Actinopteri, Cypriniformes, Nemacheilidae. Bases 81 to 689 code for a protein of 202 amino acids. The transcript has 4 exons. The record is from RefSeq and is a predicted model, not a curated record.